AUGGAGCAAACCCAAAGUUUGUCAACUUUCUUGGGAAUGCUCAAAGAGGUGGAAUGCACAAAAUCAGGGAAAAAAACCAAUACAGACCACAAGGUGGUGUACAAUAGUAUCAACAAUAAGGAUAGGCCAGUCCUCAUGAGAAUUCCUAAAUAUGCAAAAUGUGCGAAAGAUAUUGUGGCUAACAAGAGCAGGAUAACUGAAUAUGAGAUGGUGGCACACACUAAGGAGUGUAGUUCAAAAAUUCAAAAUAAGCUACCGACUAAGUUGAAAGAUCCUAGUAGCUUCACAGUGCAAAUUACAAUUGGUAAGUGUAUUAAUGCAAGAGGUUUAUGUGAUUUGGGAAUAAGUAUCAACUUGACGCCCACAUCCAUAUUUUGGAAACUGGGCUUAGGUAAGGCAAAGCCUACUAGUAUAAUGUUGCAACUGGCAGACUGUUCAGUAGUACAGCCUGAUGGUAUAAUUGAAGAUAUCUUAGUCCAAGUGGGAACUCUUAUCUUCCCCGUGGACAUUGUCAUCUUAGAUUUUGUGCCUGACCCAAAGGUUCCAUUCAUUUUGGGAUUUCCGUUCUUAGCAACCAGAGGAGAAUUGAUUGAUGUUGCCACUGGUAGAUUGACAAUGCACGCCCAUGACAAGGUAGAUGUCUUUGAUGUGUAA
Solanum dulcamara is the source of this 654-nucleotide messenger RNA. RefSeq lists its product as uncharacterized. Lineage: Eukaryota; Viridiplantae; Streptophyta; Magnoliopsida; Solanales; Solanaceae. The transcript has 3 exons. The record is from RefSeq and is a predicted model, not a curated record. Bases 1 to 654 code for a protein of 217 amino acids.